Syngnathus typhle (broad-nosed pipefish) is the source of this 2407-nucleotide messenger RNA. RefSeq names its product linkage group 15 C21orf91 homolog (gene lg15h21orf91). The record is from RefSeq and is a predicted model, not a curated record. The transcript is spliced from 5 exons. The coding region runs from base 182 to 1042 and encodes 286 amino acids. NCBI's taxonomy places the organism in Eukaryota, Metazoa, Chordata, Actinopteri, Syngnathiformes, Syngnathidae.
GAGCCAAGAGGUUUCUGCUAAGUGUUUUGGGAUUUGCCGUGACGCGUGGUUGUUAUCAGAUGUUUGGGUUCCUUCCCGUAAACAAAAGUGUGUCCCGAAAAGGCGACGACGAGUCCGUGGACAAUCUUUUUAUGAUAAGGUUGAGUUGACGACACUCGCUGGUUGUGUCGCCCUACGCGCCAUGGAUGAAGAGGAGCAGUUUGUAAACAUUGAUCUGAAUGAUGACAAUAUCUGCAGUGUCUGCAAAUUGGAGACAGACACAGGGACUUUAUCUUUCUGCCACAUUUGCUUUGAACUCAGCAUUGAAGGUGUUUCUGCUACCACCUUAUUACAUUCAAAGUCUCUCCGCGGCCACAGAGACUGCUUUGAAAAAUAUCACCUCAUCGCCAACCAGAAGCUGUCACACUCCAAGGUCCCCCGAAGUGCCUACGAGGGCAUGAAAGUGGCCCUCGGCCAAAAACUGAAUCGUAUCAUCCAGUACGCCCAGAACAAAGACAGUGCCUCUUCCAACAACAGUCUCAGCAGAUGCGGGUCCAGGCUUCUCUGUUACAGCCAGCCCAGCGAGCGCAAGCUGCUGCCUCAGUCGGAAGCCCAGGUGCCUCGCUACGCCCCCCGCUGGGAACCGGUGGAAGCACCGCAGCUGCCCGACUACACAGCCCAGGAAUUGAGGAUGCUGCAGAACUCGCAAGGGGACCUUUGGUCCAGCGAUGGCAGGAGAGCUCUUCACAUUCGGGAGUCCUCGUCAGCGGGAGGGCAGACCCAGAGCAAGCAUCGGGGCCACAGCAGAGAUGAAUUGACUGAAAAGAGUGUGGAUGAGCUCCAUCACUUAAACACCCAGCUUCUUAUGAAGAUUCAAAAGGUCUUCGAGGAGCUGACUGCGGCCGUAAAGGAGAAGGACUCGCUGGCGUCCGAGCUGCACGUUCGUCACGUGGCCAUUGAGCAGCUCUUCAAGAACUGUGCCAAAUUGCCCUGGCUCCACAUUAGCAGGGCUGGCAUCAAGACCAGCAGCAGCACCACCGGUAUCGGAGGCCCUGUAGAGUGAUGAUGAGUGCGGCCGUGUCUUUGGGACACUGGUGAAAGACGGUGGUUGCUGCAAUAAGACUGAGAACAAAAUGCCCUGAUUGGGGUUAGAUAGCACUGUGCUCAGUAUUAAGGGCUUGCUUGCCUUGUGACAAAUGGCUGAAUUUUGCCCCAAUUACUAAAAGUCCAAGUCACUGGAUUUCAUUUCAUUUUAUGUGGAUAUAUUUCACUUUUUUUUUUAAUUGUCUCUGAUCACCUUCAGCAUUUUAAAAGUUGACUUGCUUGAUUUUCUGUUGCAACAAUAGCAUCCAUGUUUGCAAGCUGCUUCCUGGCAUUUCAACUGCUUUUUGUGCUUUUUUUUGGUAUCGUAACCUUUCUAUACAGUAGAUACCAUAAAAAAAAAAAGAGUGAACGCUGAUCGUUACAUAAUUGUAUCACAAAGGACCUUACAUUAUUGCAAUAUGACAUACAAGCCUGAAAAGAGCACAAGUCUGUAGAAAACAACCAAAGGGAGAACUGAUAAACUAAGGCUUUAUAAUUAUUGAUCUGUAUAGCUUAUAUGCCCACUUGGGUACCCCCCCUCCAAAAAAUGCUUCUUUUCUUCAUUAAUUCAUUCAAGCUUCCUCUGAAAAAGUAUUGCUGUCGUGUACACGCAUGCAUGAGAAAAUGUUAAUCGAGUUUAUUGUCAAACCAAAGUUGCUUCAAAUUCUGUGCUUCAAACACCACAACUGGGAUUUACUUGUACUGUGAUGUUUAGAAUCAAUUCCACAGCAUAUUUACUUUUUACCAAGUGAGAACGAUGUAAUUCUUUCUGUUUUCAUCCACGUGAAGUUUUAUGAAUGUGCGAUGGACUCGAUACAAUGUUUUAUAAAUGUACAAUGUUUUAGUUCAUGAGAUGAGAAAUCUAUGCAAAAAAGAAGCAGAUCAUUUAGAAGCCUUAUCCAAACAAUUAUUUGUCUUCUGACGACGACUCUUAGCUCCAGAAUCGCAUUCACGGUUAAAAAGAAUUUCAAGUUGUUACUGUAUUGCUUUCAUUCUCUCUUUAUAAGAGAGUACGUUAAUUUGACCCUUUUUGGGGUUUAGUUCUUCUUGAAACAUAUAUUUUUUUAGCUUUUAAUGUGUGUCUUAAAGUUGUGGGAUUCUAAUGUUUUGAAUACGGAUGCUGUGUAUUUUUGUACCUUGUGGGAAAAUGGCGGUGCUCAUUUUGUUCAGCAGAGUUUCUUGACUGCAGACUCAAGUCUGUUACUUUUUUGCUUUUUAUUUUGAACAAGGCCACAUUUGUGUUUCUGUGAUCUUUUAUUUUCUAUUUAUUUUGUGUUAUAGUGGACUUUACGCGGGUUGUGUAAUGUAUGCUUUUUCAUUUUCAAUAAACUGACCAUUUUUGCUA